Molecule: messenger RNA, 4096 nt
Organism: Protopterus annectens (West African lungfish)
Lineage: Eukaryota; Metazoa; Chordata; Ceratodontiformes; Protopteridae
Exons: 11
Coding region: 41-3454 (1137 amino acids)
Biological process (GO): carbohydrate metabolic process; chitin catabolic process
Cellular component (GO): extracellular region
Molecular function (GO): chitin binding; chitinase activity
Source: RefSeq, a predicted model, not a curated record
AAGCACAGUGAGACUGUAGUGACAGCAUACAGAAAUUACUAUGGAAAAGCUGCUCUUAUGGACAGGUCUGGCCCUUCUGCUGUAUUGCCAGACAGGCUCGGCCUACAAGCUAGUGUGCUACUUUACAAACUGGGCUCAGUACAGGCCAGACCCAGCCAAAUAUUUCCCUAAAAAUGUGGACCCCUACCUCUGCACCCAUCUGAUCUAUGCUUUUGCUGUCAUAAAUGGAAAUAAUGAAAUCACCACUUAUGAAUGGAAUGAUGAGACGCUUUACAAGUCAUUCAAUGAAAUCAAGAAGAAGAAUACAAAGAUAAAAACAUUACUAGCAGUUGGAGGAUGGAAUUUUGGGACUGAGAGAUUCACUGCUAUGGUUUCUAGUCUAGAAAAGCGACAGACUUUCAUAAAAUCUGUGACUUUAUUCCUUCGGAUGUAUGAAUUUGAUGGCUUGGAUCUGGACUGGGAAUAUCCUGGCUCCAGAGGUAGUCCUCCAGAAGACAAGCAACGCUUCACCACCUUAGUCCAGGAACUUCGGAAAGCAUUCGAGAAAGAAGGCAUUGAUAGUGGACUUCCCAGACUUCUGCUCAGUGCAGCUGUAGCUGCUGGUAAAGGAACCAUUGAUGCUGCCUAUGAAAUUGACAAAAUAUCACAGCACUUGGAUUUCAUCAAUAUGAUGACCUAUGACUUUCACGGUGCCUGGGAACAAGUGACAGGGCAUAACAGCCCCCUCUAUCAAGGCUCUACUGAUCAAGGAGACAAUAUCUACUUUAAUACGAAUUUUGCCAUCACAUACUGGAGGAACAAUGGAGCUCCAGCUGACAAGCUGAUAAUGGGAGUGCCAGCCUAUGGACGUACCUUCACUCUUGCAUCUGAUAAAACUGGUGUUGGUGCCCCAGCAUCUGGUCCUGCUUCUGCUGGGAAAUACACAAGGGAGGCUGGAUUCUGGUCGUAUUGUGAGGUUUGUCAAUUUUUAGAUGGCGCAACAACUGAGUGGAUUUCUGACCAGCAAGUUCCUUACGCAUACAAAGGAAAAGAAUGGGUGGGAUAUGACGACCUUCAGAGUGUGGAAGGAAAGGUAAAAUACACAAAGGACCAUAAACUUGGCGGUAUUAUGAUCUGGGCUCUUGACUAUGAUGACUUCAUGGGAUCCAUGUGCAACCAGGGAAUUAACCCAUUCAUUAGCAAAGUCAGUUCACUUUUGGGAGUUUCUGAAGGUUGCACUUCGCCCUCAACAUCUGCAUCUCCAAUAACAACCAGUGGUGCUGAUUUCUGUAAAGACAAGCUUGAUGGAACUUAUGCAAACUCUGAAGAUAAAACCCGCUAUUAUGUAUGUUCUGGAGGACAAACCUCCCGCAUGACCUGCCCUUCUGGCUUUGUGUUUAAUCAAGAUUGCCAAUGUUGUAACUGGACAAAAGAAGAAACACACAUUAAUGGUACUGAUUCUGAUUCUUGUAAAAGCAAUCCUGAUGGUAUAUAUCCAGACACAGAAGAUAAAACCAGCUAUUAUAAAUGUUCUGGAGGAAUAAAUUAUCACAUGACCUGCAUUAAUGGCUUAGUGUUUAAUCAAGACUGUUUAUGUUGUGACUGGCCAAAAGAAGAAACGCACAUUAAUGGUUCUGAUUUCUGUAAAGAUAAGCCUGAUGGUAUGUAUCCAGUCCCAGAAGAUAAAACCCAUUUUUAUCUGUGUUCCAGACAAAUAACCUACAACAUGACCUGCCCUUCUGGGUUAGUGUUUAAUCAAGAUUGUUUAUGUUGUGACUGGCCAAAAGAAGAAACACACAUUAAUGGUUCUGAUUUCUGUAAAGAUAAGCCUGAUGGUAUGUAUCCAGUCCCAGAAAAUAUAAGCCAUUUUUAUCUAUGUUCCAGAAAAAUAACCUACAACAUGACCUGCCCUGCUGGGUUAGUGUUUAAUCAAGGUUGCUCAUGCUGUGACUGGCCAAAAGAAGAAACGCACAUUAAUGGUUCUGAUUUCUGUAAAGAUAAGCCUGAUGGUAUGUAUCCAGUCCCAGAAGAUAAAACCCAUUUUUAUCUGUGUUCCAGACAAAUAACCUACAACAUGACCUGCCCUUCUGGGUUAGUGUUUAAUCAAGAUUGUUUAUGUUGUGACUGGCCAAAAGAAGAAACACACAUUAAUGGUUCUGAUUUCUGCAAAGAUAAGCCUGAUGGUAUGUAUCCAGUCCCAGAAAAUAUAAGCCAUUUUUAUCUAUGUUCCAGAAAAAUAACCUACAACAUGACCUGCCCUGCUGGGUUAGUGUUUAAUCAAGGUUGCUCAUGCUGUGACUGGCCAAAAGAAGAAACGCACAUUAAUGGUUCUGAUUUCUGUAAAGAUAAGCCUGAUGGUAUGUAUCCAGUCCCAGAAAAUAUAAGCCAUUUUUAUCUAUGUUCCAGAAAAAUAACCUACAACAUGACCUGCCCUUCUGGGUUAGUGUUUAAUCAAGGUUGCUCAUGCUGUGACUGGCCAAAAGAAGAAACGCACAUUAAUGGUUCUGAUUUCUGUAAAGAUAAGCCUGAUGGUAUGUAUCCAGUCCCAGAAGAUAAAACCCAUUUUUAUCUGUGUUCCAGACAAAUAACCUACAACAUGACCUGCCCUUCUGGGUUAGUGUUUAAUCAAGAUUGUUUAUGUUGUGACUGGCCAAAAGAAGAAACACACAUUAAUGGUUCUGAUUUCUGUAAAGAUAAGCCUGAUGGUAUGUAUCCAGUCCCAGAAAAUAUAAGCCAUUUUUAUCUAUGUUCCAGAAAAAUAACCUACAACAUGACCUGCCCUUCUGGGUUAGUGUUUAAUCAAGAUUGCUCAUGCUGUGACUGGCCUAAAGAAGAAACGCACAUUAAUGGUUCUGAUUUCUGUAAAGAUAAGCCUGAUGGUAUGUAUCCAGUCCCAGAAGAUAAAACCUAUUUUUAUCUGUGUUCCAGACAAAUAACCUACAACAUGACCUGCCCUUCUGGGUUAGUGUUUAAUCAAGAUUGUUUAUGUUGUGACUGGCCAAAAGAAGAAACACACAUUAAUGGUUCUGAUUUCUGCAAAGAUAAGCCUGAUGGUAUGUAUCCAGUCCCAGAGGAUAUAAGCUGUUUUUAUCUAUGUUCCAGACAAAUAACCUACAACAUGACCUGCCCUUCUGGGUUAGUGUUUAAUCAAGAUUGCUCAUGCUGUGACUGGCCAAAAGUAGAAGAAAGGCAUACAAAUGGCUGGGAUUUCUGUAAGGUUCAACCUGAUGGUAUUUAUGCAGACCCAGAAAAUCAAACCCGCUUUUAUGUGUGUUCUGGAAAAAUGACCAGCCAUAUGACUUGCUCUUCUGACUUAGUGUUUAAUUCAGAAUGCUCAUGCUGUGACUGGCCAGAAUUAAGAAAUGCACACUUAAAUAUCCUUAAAUAUUCAAACUGUAGCAGCUCUGAACCUAAAAUAUUGUGCAUUUUGAUUAUUGUUUGUUUCCUUUUUUCUUUCACUGAUCUUUUGCAGUGAAAUAAUAUUUGCCUUGUUCAUAUGACUCUGAUAAUGAAGACAUUCUGCAGCCAUACUGAGUUGAUUUUGAAAGCUAAAUUCUGUAAUGCUGCUGUUCUUUUUGAUGGUAUUCUACUUUAGUGGACACCUUUUCCAGUGUACCUCCCAAAUCUGUUUGUUACUAUUACUUCUCACCAAUAUUUUAACAGAAUGCCAACAGUGGUAAAUGACUAAUUAAAUGUAACCUCCUACUGUACUUUGCCCAGAGUCUGACACCAUGGGGUUCUAUUCUAUUCACCUGUCUGUUGCCCUCCUAAUAUACUUAUCUCCUAAUUCAGAUGAAAGCCAUGCAGAAAAAGAUGCUUUCACCACUGGGGCAGAGUCAUCACAAGGUCUACAUAUCUGCAGAAUGCAGGCUUUCUGCUCAUCAGUCCAAUGAUAUGUCUGUAUUUGAUGAUUACCAGCAGACAGUUUAAAAGUCCCUAUAAUUCCCAACCAAAUAAUGAAUUGUAUGUCCAGCUUCUAGGAUGCUGCUCCAAGUUUUUCCUAAUGAUUCUAGAGUGUGCACACCUUAGUUUGCAAUGUGGCUCUGGUAUACAUAGGCCUGUCUAGUACACAGAAAAGUUACUGUAUUUAUUUAGUUGCAAUAGCUGAGUUUAAGCU